Messenger RNA from Schistosoma turkestanicum, 1902 nucleotides. The record is from the annotation of a GenBank genome assembly. Lineage: Eukaryota; Metazoa; Platyhelminthes; Trematoda; Strigeidida; Schistosomatidae.
CUGGUUUUUCGCUUAGGUCUUGUGGGCUUGCUAACGAGUAGUUUGAUCUGCCCCGUUGGGUGAAAUGGAAUCAGCAGCCACGAAAAAAGUUUGCUACUAUUAUGAUGGUGACAUUGGAAAUUAUUAUUAUGGUCAAGGACAUCCCAUGAAACCACAUCGCAUUAGGAUGACUCACAACCUUCUUCUAAACUAUGGUUUAUACAGAAAAAUGGAAGUUUACAGGCCGUCUAAAGCAUAUAGUGAAGAUAUGACUAGAUUUCAUAGCGACGAAUAUGUCAAAUUCUUGAAGAAUGUAAGACCAGACAAUAUGCAUGAAUUCAACAAACAAAUGCAACGUUUCAAUGUUGGCGAAGACUGUCCAGUCUUUGACGGACUUUUCGAAUUCUGUCAGUUAUCAGCUGGUGGUUCUAUUGCUGCAGCUGUUAAACUAAAUAAACAACAGACUGACAUCGCCAUCAACUGGGGAGGUGGCCUCCACCAUGCAAAAAAAUCUGAGGCGUCAGGAUUCUGUUAUAUCAAUGACAUUGUAAUAGGCAUUUUAGAACUUCUGAAAUAUCAUCAAAGAGUUCUUUACGUGGAUAUUGAUAUUCAUCAUGGAGAUGGUGUUGAAGAAGCUUUUUAUACAACUGAUAGAGUGAUGACUGUCAGUUUCCACAAGUACGGCGAGUACUUCCCUGGAACUGGUGAUCUAAAAGAUAUUGGUGCUGGUCGUGGUAAAUAUUAUGCUGUCAAUUGUCCACUCAGAGAUGGUAUGGAUGAUGAUUGCUACGAGCGUAUCUUUAAGCCUGUUGUAACAAAGGUUAUGGAAACUUUCCGACCUGGAGCCGUCGUCUUACAGUGUGGUGCUGACUCAUUAUGUGGUGACCGACUUGGAUGUUUCAACUUAAGUUUGAAAGGUCACGGGAAAUGCGUUGAGUUCAUUCGCUCGUUUCCUUUACCACUUCUACUUGUUGGAGGUGGUGGUUACACAAUCCGAAAUGUUGCUAGAUGCUGGACUAAUGAAACAUCUAUUGCCCUUGCAACAGAGAUUCCCAAUGAUUUACCUUACAAUGAUUAUUAUGAGUAUUUCGGUCCUGAUUUCAAGCUUCAUAUAAGUCCGAGCAAUAUGGCUAAUCAGAAUACUAGUGAAUAUCUUGAACAUAUAAAGACAAAACUGUUUGAAAAUCUACGGAUGAUACCUCACUGUCCUAGUGUUCAAAUGCAAGAUAUUCCGGACGAUAUCAUCGAUUUUGACGAAAAUGAUGCUGUUGCAAAAGAUUUAGCUGAUCCGGACAAAAGGAUUUCAAUUAUGGCUGCUGAUAAAGCCAUUAUGCCUAAUAACGAAUUUUUUGACGAACCAGAAGAAGGUUCUGGCCUUGGAGGUACCACACUGCGGUCAGGCAAAUCAGCUUCACGAGAUGUUCAAAAUCACAGAGACCAACCAAAACGCGCACGCACAGAUGAAGAUGCUAGUUCAUCCACCACUAAACCAAACAGUAAGGACGCAAGUGGGUCUAAAAAAACUGAUUCUACUAGUGACAAGCGUUCCGAGUCUAAAAACGAUUUUGUGGAAAAAAUGGAAGUUGAUUUAUCCAAAAAAACCAAUGGCUUAAUAGAACCAGAGCGAAUCGCUAAUUGACUGGGCUUAUGUUACACUAUUUACUCUUAGAAAUUUUUGUAAAUGCCUCUUUGUGCCCGUUUCCUUUUAUACAAAUAAUUCCCCGUAAUUUACAUAAAUGUUAUGCUUAUGAUAUCUUGUGUUCAUUAUUUGUUUGGCGUCUAACUACGUGUUUUCUCUCAUCUUUUUAUUUUCUAAAUUUGUUUGUCAUGUACGCAUUUAUUCAACUUAAAUACUAUUAAAUUGUACAGUUCUUGUAAACGUAUACGAUUUGCUGUUCUAAUGUCCAGUAAAGUCGAUUUCGC